Molecule: messenger RNA, 768 nt
Organism: Penicillium paradoxum
Lineage: Eukaryota; Fungi; Ascomycota; Eurotiomycetes; Eurotiales; Aspergillaceae
Exons: 2
Coding region: 1-768 (255 amino acids)
Source: RefSeq, a predicted model, not a curated record
AUGGCAUUGAGUAUCGCCAGUCCCGUCCUCAGCACUGUACCUAUGGCCAGCCACCCGGACGAGCGCAAAGACCGAGAAUUCUCCAGCGUACCUCGACUGCUGCACCAUAGCCAUGUUACGACAGACUUUGACCCAUUGAGGUUUGACGCUGCUGCAUCCUUGCAACUGCAAUUCCAGUUCGAGAGCAAAUAUUCAGAGACAGAAACAGACACGCGACUCAUCGCAUCGCCGUACAACGACAUCCCGCAUCUUCUGGACCUUGCGGCACUUGAAACCCAAGACCGGCUUUUUGCUCUGGCAUUGACAUAUCUGAAACCUACCUGUGAUGAUUAUGCCACGGCUGCAUACACUGAAUCAUUUAACUGGACCGAAGUCUUUGAUCUGUUGAAGGCAUUCUCACAAGCAGAGGAUCACACAUGGACAUCGCAGUCUUAUUACGUCGUGAUUUUCCGGUCAAGACUGCUGCCUGACAUCGACUCGGACCGUCUCUAUGAACUUGAUGCACAUUCACACCAGGAGGCUAUCGCAAGUGGAGGGUUACUGAAGUAUUGGUUUGGGGCGAAGAAUGACAAGAAUCAGAAUCUGGCAACUUGCAUUUGGCGGAGUCGUAACGAUGCUCGACUCGGUGGUCGUGGACCUUGGCAUGCCCAAGCAAGAGCAGCGGCUACGGUGAUGUAUGAGCAGAUUUCAUUCACUACACUGAGGUUGGGAAUUGCGGAUGGUGUCGAUUCCUGGAAGCUGAGUGGUUGGAAAGAAAACACUGCAUAA